AUGAUCCUCCUGUUUGCAACGCGGUUGUCGUCAAAACUCGAAGAAAUUUCGAGCGAAAUUGAACGGGACAUGCUCGAAUUCCGAGACAUGGAAAAACAAACCGAUGUUCAUGUGCGCGUUAGUCGUUCCACAAAACGCCGCCACUUCCGUCGCAACCGCCAAGCCGAAGGCAACUGCCAUUGUGAUGGCGAUCGAGCCUGUCCAGCUGGACCUCCUGGCGUGCCCGGUGAACCGGGAGAGGAUGGCACACCAGGCCUUCCAGGCCAACCGGGAGCACCGGGAGCUCGUGGAAAUGCUGUACCUAUAGCUAUGGACGCUCGAGGACAGUGCAGAGCGUGUCCAAACGGGCUACCCGGUCCACCAGGCCCACCCGGACAACCUGGUCUGCCUGGAGUUCCUGGACCAAAUGGAGCUGGAUGGGAAACGUCUCUACCCGGCCCGCCAGGA
This is a messenger RNA of Haemonchus placei, 447 nucleotides long. The record is from the annotation of a GenBank genome assembly. Lineage: Eukaryota; Metazoa; Nematoda; Chromadorea; Rhabditida; Trichostrongylidae.